AAAAAAAGAAACAAAGUUUCUCAUGUCACAUUAAUGCAUGCAUUCGUUUGUUUCUAUAUCUGUAUCUAUUUCUUUCUGUAUCUUCCUCUCUCUAAAUUAAAGCUUCAUGCAUUGCUGCAUUUCUCCUGAAUAAUAUCUGGGAAAUAAAGAAAAUAGGAGGGGAAUUGGAAACGAGCUUAAUUACACACAGCAAACUGAGUGUGUGUGUGAGAGGUAGAGAGAGAGCCUGUGAAAUGGAUAGCCUUAAGACUCCUCUCAAAGGAGUAACCAGAGAUUUCAAAGGAAGGCUUGCAUGCUACAAAAAAGAUUGGCUCGAUUCAUGUAGUUCCGGUCCAAGGAUUUUGGCUCCAGCAGCAUACAUUUUCUUCGCUUCUGCUCUCCCUGUAGUCGCCUUUGGGGAGCAAUUGAGUCGAGAAACAGACGCGAGCUUGAGCACAGAUGAGACUCUCCUGUCUACUGCCAUAUGUGGUGUCAUCCACUCGAUUUUUGGUGGGCAGCCAUUGCUAAUCCUAGGCGUUGCAGAGCCUACCAUAAUCAUGUACUCAUACUUGUACAGUUUUGCCAAGAGCAAUAUAGGAAAAGAGUUGUAUUUAGCCUGGGCUGCAUGGGUGUGUGUGUGGACUGCAUUGCUGCUGUUUCUUCUUGCUAUAUUCAAUGCUUGCACGAUAAUUACUCGUUUCACGAGGGUGGCAGGGGAGCUCUUUGGCAUGCUGAUAUCUGUGCUUUUCUUGCAAGAAGCCAUCAAAGGCGUUGUGAGUGAGUUUCACGUCCCACAAGGUGAAGAUGGUGGAGAAGAACAAAACCAGUUUGAAUGGCUUUAUAUUAACGGAUUACUCUCAGUCGUGUUCAUGUUUGGCGUGCUUAUCACUUGCUUGAAGACGAGAGAGGCUAGGUCAUGGCGUUAUGGUACAGCCAUGAUGAGGAGUUUCAUUGCAGACUAUGGUGUUCCAUUGAUGGUUGUGGUGUGGACUGCCUUAUCGUAUAGUGCACCGGGCAGACUUCCCUCUGGAGUUCCAAGGAGGCUGAUUGGUUCGCCUCCCUGGAAGAAACAAUCGUUGCAACAUUGGACCGUGAUCAAGGACAUGGGGAAGAUAUCAGUAGGCUAUGUGUUUGCCGCCUUGAUACCAGCAGUGAUGAUUGCGGGACUAUACUUCUUCGACCACAGUGUGGCCUCACAAAUGGCACAACCAAAGGAAUUCAAUCUGCAGAAUCCUUCGGCUUACCAUUAUGACAUCAUGUUGCUUGGCGUCAUGACUUUGCUCUGUGGGUUGAUCGGACUUCCUCCUUCGAAUGGGGUGCUGCCACAAUCUCCUAUGCAUACGAGGAGUCUUGCAGUCCUCAAAAAGCAGGAAAUGCAGAAAAAAAUGAUGAAGCGUGCAAAGGAGGGGAUGAAGCUAAACGCGAGCCAGUUGGAGAUAUACGGAAGAAUGCAUGCUGUGUUCGUUGAAAUGGACAGCACGCCUCCUCACACUGUAGACAGAGAUUUGGCAAAUCUGAGAGAAGCUGUGUUGAAACAUGAUGAUGAAGAUCAUGAAGAAAAAUUUGAUCCUGAGAAGUGUCUUGAUCUCCACUUGCCAAUCCGAGUCAACGAGCAAAGGCUGAGCAACUUGCUCCAAUCUGUGUUCGUUGGGGUCGCCCUGUGUGCCAUGCCCGUGAUCAAGAUGAUACCAACCUCCGUCUUGUGGGGGUACUUCGCCUACAUGGCCAUCGAGAGCCUUCCUGGUAACCAGUUCUGGGAGAGGCUGCUGCUGCUGUUUGUUCCUCCACGUCGUCGUUUCAAAGUCAUUGAAGAGUUCCACGUCUCAUUUUUGGAGUCGGUGCCAUUCAAAUACAUCGCGUUGUUCACACUCUUCCAAUUUGCAUAUCUCCUUGUCUGCUUUGGGAUCACGUGGAUACCUAUUGCCGGAAUACUCUUCCCCCUGCCGUUUUUCCUUCUGAUAAGCAUAAGGGAGCACGUCCUGCCCAAGAUGUUCCCACCUUACUAUCUGCAGCAACUGGAUGCAGCUGAGUAUGAAGAAGUCGUGGGGCACCCAUUCAGUUCUAGGAGGCCACACGAGCAGGAUGAAGGACUCACUGACACCGAUGAUGAAGGAUUCUCCCCUGAUGUAACAUCUGCUGAACUGUUAGACGAGAUGCUGACGCAUAGGGGUGAGAUAAGGCACCGGUCGUUGAGCUUCAACGACCGGCAUGCUGAGGUUUUUCACGAAGGAUCUUCGAGGAGGUGAGGAGAGUUGGACACGGAACGUCUAAUUUUUGUCGUGGAAUCAUGGAUUCCUCCUUCUUCUAUCAUCUACACUGUCGUAGCAUAGUAUGUGCAAGUAUAAUGAGGCUGGGGUGGAAGAGCGCGGGUGAUGAUAGACGAGGAUUCUUUUCUCGACUGGGAUUAGUCCUGCAGAAAGCUGCAUAUGCCUUGCAGUGUUGCUUCAACUAGAGGAAGAUGGAAUCAUGGAGGGAAAAAGAAAAGAAAGAAGAAAGACAGCUUCUGUGUUCCUCCUUUAUACUGAUGAUUUUUCUCCUUGUUCAUGAAGUUAGGAAAUUCUAUUAAAGGAUAUUGGUUAUUUGAUUCAUUGUUUUUUUUUAACUGAUGUAACAGACUGAGAUGCUAUCAUUUCUCUUAAAAUAGAAAUGAUUUUAUUCUGACUUAA
Molecule: messenger RNA, 2645 nt
Organism: Salvia miltiorrhiza (redroot sage)
Lineage: Eukaryota; Viridiplantae; Streptophyta; Magnoliopsida; Lamiales; Lamiaceae
Product: boron transporter 4-like
Exons: 14
Coding region: 234-2225 (663 amino acids)
Biological process (GO): monoatomic anion transport; monoatomic ion homeostasis; transmembrane transport
Cellular component (GO): plasma membrane
Molecular function (GO): solute:inorganic anion antiporter activity
Source: RefSeq, a predicted model, not a curated record